Molecule: messenger RNA, 2108 nt
Organism: Prunus avium (sweet cherry)
Lineage: Eukaryota; Viridiplantae; Streptophyta; Magnoliopsida; Rosales; Rosaceae
Source: RefSeq, a predicted model, not a curated record
CACCACUUUUCACAUUCAGCUAACCUGCAAAACCACUCUCUCUCUCUCUCUCUCUCUCUCUCGCUCACUGUUACUUACAAACACAACACAGCAAUCUGUAUUGGGUUCUUCUUUUCCUUUGAGGAAACACAAAUUAAGGUCCAGAGGAAACAGUUUAACGUUUACAAUUUUAGGAUAUAAUCUGGAGAUGGAAGACAAAAUUGAACAUAGAGGGGAAGAAAGGGUUGAAAAGGAAGAAUCCCAUGUAGCGAUCAAGACCAAGGAUGCACAACCAGGUGACUUAAAGAAGGAGAAGGCUGAGGUGGAACUUGAAUUAAAGACCAAGUCAGUGGUAAAAGAGAAGCCAAAACAUAAAAAGGAUGAGGAGAAACAUAUUGAUAAAGACGAGGAGAAAUCAAAGAAGAAGGAGAAAGACAUAACCAAGAAGGAAAAGAAGAAAGAAAACAACAGUGGCAAAGAGAAGGACAAGGAAGAGAAAGAGAGCAACGGGGAUAAAAAGAAGGAUAAGGAAGAGAAGAAGAAGAAAAAGGAGAAGAACAAAGAUAUUAUAGGCUUAGAAGAUAAAGAAGAUGAUAGAGAGGGGGAAGAAAGAGAUAAAAAGAAGAAAAAUAAAAAAGAGAAGAAGGAAAAGGGUAAAGAUUUAGACAAAGGGGAAGAAGAGAUUGAAGGCAAGGAUGAUUAUAAACACAAAGAGAAAGAUAUGGAUGAAAAAGAGUUGAAGAAGGAAAAGAAGGAUAAGGUCAAGGUGAAAGAAGAUGAAGAGAAAAGGAAGGACACAGAUAAAAAAGAGGAGGAUGCGGAUAAUGUGGAUGAGGAAAAUGAAGGGAAUAAGAAGAAGAAGAAAGAGAAGGAUGGGAAGGGACAUGAGAAUGAUGAUGAUGAAACAGAGAAGAAAAAUGAUGAGGAAAAGGUCGAUGACAUUAAAAAAGAAGGGAAGAAGAAGAAAGAUGUGGAGGACAAAAAGAAGAAACACAAGGGUGAUGAUGAUGAGAAGGAGAAGAAAAAGGAUGAGGAAAAAGACGAUGACAACAAACAAAAAGGGAAGAAGCAGAAAGAUGAGGAGGAGAAAAAAAAGAAACACAAGGGUGAUGAUGAUGAGAAGGGGAAGAAAAAGGAUGAGGAAAAAGACAAUGACAGCAAAAAAGAAGGGAAGAAGAAGAAAGACAAAGAUGAUAAAAAGAAGAAACACAAGGGUGAUGAUGAUGGCAACAAGAAGAAGAAGGACAAGAAAAAAGAAGAGAAAAUAGACAAGAAGGAGAGUAAGGAGAAACACAAUAAUGUAGAGGAUGAGGAAAAGACCAAGGUUGAAGUUACUUCUAGGGAGAUUGAAAUAGAGGAACAUGUCAAGGAAUCAGAGGGUGAAAUGGAGGAACAGAGCCAGAAAGAUGAAGUAAAGGAGGGUAAAGAGAAGAAAGACAAAGAUGAAAAGGAGAAGGGCGAGAAGAAAAGAAAAGUUGAUAAGAAGGACAAGUCCAAGGAUGUUGGAAAGUUGAAACAGAAGCUAGAGAAGAUUAAUGGCAAAAUAGAAGCCCUUCAUGAAACAAAGUUAGACAUCACGAGGCAGAUAAAAGAAGCUGAAGGUGAAAGUCUCACUCUUGCUGAGAAGCCCACAGAUGCGGCACUGGCGGCCACUGAUGCAGCAUAAAACCUCUGUGGUAGUGCAUUUCAGCUCUCCACGGUCCAUACUUUGCAAUCUAUGUUGUAUUUAUAUGUUGUGUGAAUAAAGGGUGUUAAAAGUAAUGAAUAAAACUAAUCUGAAACAAAGUUAGACAUCAUGAGGCAGAUAAAAGAAGCUGAAGGUGAAAGUCUCACUCUUGCUGAGAGGCAAACAGAUGCGGCACUGGCAGCCACUGAUGCAGCAUAAAACCUCUGUGGUAGUGCAUUUCAGCUCUCCAUGGUCCAUACUUUGCAAUCUAUGUUAUAUUUAUAUGUUGUGUGAAUACAGGGUGUUAAUAGUAAUGAAUAAAACUAAUCAGUUAUGUUUUAUUUACAUGUGGAAGCUAAUGUUUUGUAUGAAACUAAGAUUACAACAACCUCCCAUUCUGGUGAGUGUUUGUUAGGGUACUGCAAAUAAUGGUAAGCUGUAGCAAGCAAGUUUGCAUGAGUAA